AAUGAGUUUGAAAGAAAGAAACAAGAAAUAUUAGCUACUCAAAUUACAUCAGCUGUGGAUGGAGAAACUAAUUCAACUAGUCAUCCGACUCAGUUAAGUGAAAUUGAUAUCUGGAUGCAAUCUGUUGGUGGAAAGAAAAAAGGAAAAGUCAAAGGUCUUGGCUCCCUAGGUCGAAGUGUAAAGGCAACUAACAGUUCAACAUCAACUUUACCAAAAGAAAUUGAUGAGAUGAUUAAGUUUCAGGUUGAUGCUUCAAAUGCUCAUUUGUAUGCUCAGUUGCAGAAUGAGCGAAAGAAAAAUAAGAGUAUGAGAAAGGAAUUACACAUGUUGAUGAAGCAUGUAUACAACAAAUCAUCUUCAAAUGAUGAACGCCCAUCUCAAGAAGACUACCAAGCUUAUGAGGAUGAAAGUGAUGAUGACUCUGAUGACGUGAAUGAAAGUGAUUUUGACCCUGAUGGUUGGUAGUUUUAUUUAAGAUUCAAGUUUAAAAUAUUUUGUUUUGGACCAUUUACGAAUCAUACAUUAUUGAUGUGGAUGUUUUGGAUUAUGUUUUUUGUUAGCUAUAAUGGUUUACAUUAAAGUUGUUUUG
This is a messenger RNA of Capsicum annuum, 589 nucleotides long. RefSeq lists its product as uncharacterized. The record is from RefSeq and is a predicted model, not a curated record. The annotation marks the transcript as partial. Lineage: Eukaryota; Viridiplantae; Streptophyta; Magnoliopsida; Solanales; Solanaceae. The transcript has a single exon.